AAGCAAAUAAUAGAAAAGGAGGGAACCGCCAGACAACAUGGCGAUACGCUAGAGAAAAGAGGUAUUUCUGUGGACGAUUUAUUGAAUCCAUCGAGGGGAAACCAUUCCAAGAAAAUUAAGUACUUCAGUCGUGUGAGUUUCGGUCUUGGUCGUUCUUACGUAGUCAAGGCAAUUUUGUAAUAUUUUGAGAUGUAAUUUUAUAGUUAUGUGUUUGUUCUUGCUUCCUCUUAAGAUCAACGCAAGUAGCAGGGAAAAGCUCAUCGAAAGUGGACCGAAAAACGCAAAAUUAAUAACAUUUUCCGAUGUAGUAUACGAACGCCCAGGAGGAGUAUGGGAUGCGCUUUUAGCUAAGUGGAUCAAAAAAAAUCGUGGCGAUACCGAUGAGUCUUCCACUAGCAGUUCUAAUCUGAGCGAUCAGAUUUCAAAGUUAAGACCUCUGUCGCAGGAGGAUGUCAUCCAAGAGCGUGUGGCACGAGGUCUUAUUUCCUCCAUCGAAGAGCAACACAAACUAUACUUCUAUGAUAGUAAGUUUCCACUGUUUGGCUUCAUGAGAGAAGUUGCUACAAAUGAGAAGAAACAUCCCAAGUUGUAUCUUUGGCAAGGAGAAGCUGAUGCCAUUGCUUACAGUUGGGUACUCCAUAAAUAUGUACUAGUGGAGUUUAAAGUAGUCGACAAUUUGUCGGAUUAUUGGAAACGAAAAACCCUUUUAUACGGGAAGCAUUUGCAUCAAUGCUUGGUUUAUGCGAAGCUUUUACAGCUGCACAUGAAGCUUCCUUACUUACCGGCCAGCCUGGUAGUAGUCAUCCAUAAAGUCACCGGGAAAGAGGGAUACUUCGCGCUGUUUGAAGACUACCCUCAAGAGUGCAAAGAUAAGCUUGAUGAUUACGAGUGGUUCACUAAGCAGCCCUCGAAACAUCCUCUCAAGAUAGCGAACACUGACAAGCUGUUGCAUGAAAAGUUUCGAUAUGUGAGAGAUGUGCAUGUUCCUGAUCCACAAACAAAGCUGUCAGAUAUUUUUGGAGAGGACGCCACAGUGAAGGAUCUCCUGGAUUCCCUUGGCUACGAUUCCCUUGAAAUCUUCCGAGAGGAACAACAAUAA
Porites lobata is the source of this 1099-nucleotide messenger RNA. The record is from the annotation of a GenBank genome assembly. NCBI's taxonomy places the organism in Eukaryota, Metazoa, Cnidaria, Anthozoa, Scleractinia, Poritidae.